AUGUCGAAGGAUCAAAGCACUGAUGGGAGCCCUCCGAAUCCCAGUGACAAUCACUACGACUCCACUAAUCUCCCUCUGAGAGAUGUUGUUAAGUUAUACAAGAAGGCCAUUCUCUGGUCACUCGCAAUAUCUCUUGCACCUAUUAUGGAGGGCUACGAUGUUGUCCUCUUGGGGAGUUUCUUUGGACUGGGUACUUUUGCGGAAAGGUAUGGAGAUACUGAAAACGGGAUCAAAGCGAUAUCGGCGGCUUGGCAAUCUGGUAUCAAUUGUGGGGGACUAGUCGGUUGUAUUACUGGGCUUUAUUUCAAUAGUUUGAUCGCCGAACGAAUCGGUUACAAAGCGACUCUUGUCGGCUCAUUAUUAUUGAUGUGUUGUUUCAUCUCGUUGACCUUUUUUGCGCAAAAUAUCGCCACUAUCGAGGCCGGUGCUAUUCUGAUUGGAAUUCCUUGGGGCGUGUUCCAGAUUCUUCCACUCACUUAUAUCGCAGAGGUCAUCCCUGUACGGCUGCGAGGCUAUAUGACCACUUUCAUCAAUCUUUGUUUUGUCACAGGCCAAUUGAUCGGAUCAGGAGUGGUAAAGGCCUUUUCUACGCGAACAGAUGAGUGGUCUUAUCGUUUACCGCUCGCUAUUCAAUGGGCUUGGCCGCUUCCCAUUAUGGUUUUCACACUGUUCGCACCGAACUCACCUUGGUGUUUGGUGCGCCGUGGGAGGAUUGAAGAUGCGAAGAAGUCCUUGCAGAGGCUAACAUCUUCGACAUGCGGCGUUCCAAUUGAUAUCGACCACGAAAUUUCAAUGAUACAAGCUACCAACGAGCAGGAAAUGUACUCGAACACAGGGACAGGCUAUAUGGACUGCUUCAAGGGGGUUAAUCUUCGUCGAACUGAAAUUGUCUCAGUCGCAUGGCUAGCCCAGACCUUUUGCGGAUUCGGCUUAGUUUCAUACUCUGUCGUGUUCUUGGAACGUGCGGGACUGAACCAAUCAAACAGUUUUUCUUUCACCAUAGGCGUGUCUGGACUUGGCUGGAUCGGCACUGUCGGAUCAUGGUACCUGCUAGAUCAUUUUGGGCGACGAACCCUGUAUCUUGCGGGAUUGACUGGAAUGUUUAUAAUUCUGACCGUGAUAGGUGCAUUGGGUGCCAGUACACAAUCGACCAGCGUAAGCUGGGCUAUUGGGUGUCUCUUGCUAAUCUUAGCUCUGGUAUACGAUGUCACAAUCGGGCCUGUAUGCUUUGCAAUUGUAUCAGAAGUACCAUCAACUCGUUUGAAGAUCAAAUCUUUGGCAAUUGCUCGCAAUACCUACAAUACGGGUUUCAUCAUUACCAAUAUAUUGGUUCCCCACAUGCUUAGCGCUGGAUCGUGGAACUGGGGCGCCAAGUGCGGAUUUUUCUGGGCAGGAAUAUGCGCACUACUGUUCAUUUGGACAUUUCUACGGCUCCCUGAAACUGCCGGAAGGACCUUUGCCGAGAUAGAUGCCCUGUUUGAGCAUCAUAUUCCGGCGAGAAAGUUUUCAACAACAGAUACAAGUCAGUUCUCAUUAGAGCUGCACGAUACUAAAAAACCACUCGAUGAAUUGGAAGAGCGUGUAGAGUACGUUUGA
Penicillium odoratum is the source of this 1596-nucleotide messenger RNA. RefSeq lists its product as uncharacterized. Gene Ontology annotation, cellular component: membrane. Gene Ontology annotation, biological process: carbohydrate transport; transmembrane transport. Bases 1 to 1596 code for a protein of 531 amino acids. Gene Ontology annotation, molecular function: carbohydrate:proton symporter activity. The record is from RefSeq and is a predicted model, not a curated record. NCBI's taxonomy places the organism in Eukaryota, Fungi, Ascomycota, Eurotiomycetes, Eurotiales, Aspergillaceae. The transcript has 7 exons.